UCUUUUUCAGGUGUCCAGCAUGUCCUGGCUGUUCCAACACAGGACGCUCUGACAAUGAGCAUCAACUCGCCUCUCAGCAACGAGAACGCCUCAGGGAACCUUACGGUGCUGGAAGACGGAGCUGGCCGAGUUACAGAGUCCAUUGCUAUUAUUGUCAUCACCAUUUUCAUUUGUUUAGGAAACCUGGUGAUCGUCCUCACUCUUUACAAGAAGUCGUACCUCCUCACGCUGAGCAACAAGUUUGUUUUCAGCCUGACCCUGUCCAAUUUCCUCCUCUCCGUGCUGGUGCUUCCUUUCGUCGUAACCAGCUCCAUCCGGCGGGAAUGGAUCUUCGGAGUCGUUUGGUGCAACUUUUCCGCCCUGCUCUACAUGCUGAUCAGCUCGGCCAGUAUGCUCACUCUCGGACUCAUUGCAAUCGACCGGUACUACGCUGUCCUGUACCCGAUGGUUUACCCAAUGAAGAUUACAGGUAACAGAGCUGUUGUUGCCCUUCUGUACGUCUGGCUGCAUUCCCUCAUCGGGUGCCUUCCUCCCCUCUUUGGCUGGUCCUCGUUAGAGUUUGACCAGUUCAAAUGGAUGUGUGUGGCCGCGUGGCAUAAAGAAGCGGGCUACACUGCCUUUUGGCAAAUCUGGUGCGCGCUGCUGCCCUUCUUAGUCAUGAUGAUUUGCUACGGAUUCAUAUUCCGCGUGGCCAGGAUUAAAGCACGGAAGAUUCACUGCGGGAGCGUGGUCAUCGCGGAGGAAGACACCCAAAGGAAUGGGAGGAAAAACUCCAGCACUUCAACGUCCUCGUCAGGCAGCCGAAGGAAUGCUUUCCAAGGGGUCGUUUAUUCCGCCAAUCAGUGCAAAGCUUUGAUAACUAUCUUGGUUGUGAUUGGUGCUUUUGUAAUCACAUGGGGGCCUUACAUGGUGGUUAUUACAUCCGAGGCGCUUUGGGGGAAAGACAGCAUUUCCCCUGCUUUGGAGACACUGGCAACUUGGUUGUCUUUUACGAGUGCUAUUUGCCACCCUUUGAUUUAUGGACUCUGGAAUAAAACGGUACGCAAAGAGUUGCUGGGAAUGUGCUUUGGAGACCGGUACUACAGAGAAUCAUUUGUACAACGGCAAAGGACGUCCAGAUUAUUUAGUAUUUCUAAUAGGAUCACAGAUUUGGGACUUUCUCCACAUCUCACAGCUCUCAUGGCAGGUGAGAGGACUUUAGGACACAGCAGCAGCACUGGUGAUACAGGUUUCAGCUGCUCUCAGGAUUCGGGAACAGAUGUCAUGCUGCUUGAAGACUAUAGUUCUGAUGGAGUUCAUCACCCACAUUGCCUUUAUCCCCAUCGACGGAGGAGUUCUGUGACUUUUGAAGAUGAAGUGGAACAAACUAAAGAAGCGGCAAAGAAUUCUGUUCUCCAGGUAAAAGCUGACGUUCAUAAGUCUCUGGACAGUUAUGCAUCCAGCCUGGCCAAAGCUAUUGAGGCAGACGUGAGGAUCACCUUGUUUGGUGGAGAUGCUUUACCUGGCUCUCUGUUUCCAGUGCGAACUGUGACAGGCAGCAACGCUGGUGCCCGGCGUGGGGGCAGGACCCACGUUGGACAAAGACUGCAGCUACAAAGCAUUGAGGAAGGGAACACUUGAAAUUUCUCCCAACAAGGAACAGACGGAACCACUAGGGACGAUACAAGGCCUUUGGAAAAGAAAGCAAAAUGGCCUUCAGUGUUUUAGUCCAAGGACAUCUAAAAAAAAAAAAUACCUGAAGUCUUGUCUUAACAGUAUUAGAAUUUGUGUGCAUAUGUCAAAUAUAUGUGUUUUGCCCUUCAGGGUAGGGUUAAGGCCACCUUGUGCCUGACUGGCUGCUCAGUUAGGAAACUGGUCAAAACGAAAAGGAAAUUAGAAGUAGACAAGGGAGGCUACUCACAACAUGAAUGAUAAACUCUGCUUCUUGAAGUGAUAUGGGAUUCCUUACAGGAUCAUCUUCCUACUUGUUUUCUCUUUAAUUCCACCCACUGACACUAUCCAUUUGAGACAGCUGCUUUCCUCCACCCACCCUAUGCUUUCAUAAAUGCAACAAUUUCCUUCACAUGCUCCUGGAGAACAGUACAAAGAAACACAACAGUUGCCUUAAUAGAUCAAGUUGAGUUUGUCAUGUCUAGUGUUCGGCAAUGGCUGAGAGAUGGCAUUAUCACACUGUGGGGAAGACAAGAAAACUGAAAAGGAAAACUUUCAGGCAUCAAGGAUUGGUUCCUUACCAGAUUGAAAAGGAGAUGAAUAGGCUGCAAUCCUAACCCCACUUGUCUGGGAAUGAGCCCCACUGAAUUCAGUACUUCUGAGUAGACAUAAGUUAGUACGGCACAGUAAAGCAGGUGUUUUAUGGUUGGACACGUGCAGAAAUGUAUGUCUAGUCUUACUUUAAUGACUUUUGAAAAGUGCCACGUAUGUGGUUUUAACUAAUGCACAACAGUUGAACCAGUUUUUACAUCCCAUUGGCGGUGUUUUCAGGUAAGCUGUGAAUCAAGGUUUUCCUGAUGUGAAACCAAAUAACAUCAUAAAGUGAGUGUUUGAAAACUGGAAUUCAUCAGGUCAUCCACAACACAAUGCAACUCAUAGUCAAACUGAAACCUUUUCAGACAGCUGCUUGAAAGUCUCUGUCCCUCUUUUCUUCUCUCCCCACCCCCCAGUACUUCUUUUUGGGGUUUCAAGGAAAGGCUGAAAUCUCGAGUCUGCUGAAACAAUUGGGAGUUUUGCUAUGCCAGAGCAUAGCUAUCACUAAUCAGGCUUUGACAAAAUUUAGCAAAUGGUUAGCUUAGAAUGCUGGGUUCGCAGGGGCAGCUUUGAAUUCAACAGCGCGUAUUGCGAGGCACCUUGCCUUUAAAUUCUCCUUUUAUCCCAUCUAUAACAUACAGAAAUAGUAGGUGUUAUUUGCCUACUCGUGCCAUAUGGGAUUACUUAAAUAAUUACCAUACAGUGGUCAAAACAUAUUUCAAGUGCCAUGAAUAAACCUGCAGACAUACAGUAUGUCCAUGGCUACUAAUUCUUUAAGGUUGGAAGGGAGAAAUGAGACUCUUUUUAGUGGUGGUAUUGUAGCAUGCUCUCCUGAAGACCACUUUUAAUUUCCACUUCAGUUCUGCUUAAAUCUGUGGGAACGGCUUCCAAGUAAAUAUGGUUGGGAUCACAGCCAUGCAGGCUGGGGCUGAUAGGUGCUGGAGUCCAACAAUAUCUGGAGGGCAACUGGUUCCCCAUCCCUGCUAAUAGCCUAGUGAAUAUGCUAACAAUGCAUUUAUGUGCAUGGAAAAGUUGCUGAAUUUCCCCUUCUAAGUAUUCCUCCUAGCACCACAGCAAAAUGCUGCCCUGAAAUGCUCCCUUUCCUUUACAGGGGGUGUGGAGGAUGCCAUAAGGUGAGGCUUGGAAAAACCUCUGAAUGCGCUUUUAAGACUGAAAUUUCAUAAGGAUGUGUUUCCAUUUGUAUUACUCCACUCAGUAAUAUAAGUCACUGUGUGACAAAAAGCACUUGCCAAUCUUUGGUUAAACAAAUGAAUCUUUAGAGUAUCCAAUUAUUUUAAUGGUAGGAGUCCAAGAUUUUGCACAGACCUUUUCUGAAACCAUCUACCCAAAUGAUGUUUACAACAGUUACAACUGUGCCAAGAGCUUUGAAAUGUUUUAAUAUUCUGUGUAUAACACCUGUUCUGCAAUACUGAGCAGCUCUUAACAACUUUGGUAAAUGUGUUCAAGCACUCCUUCUGCUAAUAACCUUUCUACAGAACAGCGGCAUUUCUAUACUUGCUUUCCCCCUUCCUUAACUGCAGAUGGAAAAUAAUUAUAUAUUUCAAAUAUUAAGGAAUCCACUCUAGAUGAAUCCCAUGUGGAGGCUACUAUGGCUAACAUCUAAGGCUGCAAUCCUAAAUACACUUACCUGGGAGUCUCAUUGAACUUAACGAGUCUUUACUUCUAAGUAGAUAUACUGCAAUAGUAGCAUAAACACAAUGUGAUUGGGGGGGGGGGAGAGAUUAUCCUAACUUUACCUGCUGAAGAACUGGCAUCUUGCAGGGCUGGCACUAAUUUUAAGCAGCAGGUGCUGGGAUAAGGGAGAGCAAAGAUGUUGUAGGGACUCUGCUUCAUACAAACCAACCUGUGCCCUCUAAGCUGCCUGGAGAUUGGGUGGUCUAGUCAGCCUCUGUAUUUGAACUGGGGCGGAGCUGGAGCAGGGAACCAUCCUGCCUUUCACCUCAGGCAGAAGAAUAUCUUGGGCCAGCCCUGGCAUCUUGCAAUGUCUUCAUUUCAUUGUCACAUCUGAUGUGCCUUCAGGACACUGCUACCAGCUCCCUCAGACUCCAGGUAAUUCUCAAGUCACAUAGUGGCAAUGGAAGCUUGUGCCCAAAAUCAAGAUGCCAAAAGUAUUUUCAAGAGACAGAUACGGUUUUUCUUGCCUGUAUUUCAAAGAGAAAACCUAUUGGUAUUAAUUGGGCCUAUUAAACCAGUCUUAUUUCUGUAGUGGAGGAACAGAUAGAGGAGUCAGAUAGCUAUGGUCAGCGUUUGCUGUUUCAUUGCAAGAACUCUGAAAUGAUGAUUAGAUAAAUUUAUGGGGAAUAAGACUAUAAAUGUUUACUAAUCCAUGAUGCCUUUGUUAUUUCUCACAUCAGAGGUAGCAUGCCUCUUGCUGUCUGUUGCUCUGGUUCACGACAGAGAGUGCUGUUGUACUUAUGUCCUACUUGUGAGCUUCCCGUAAGCAUCUAUCUGGUUGGUCACUGUGAGAACAGGAUGCCAGAUUACAUGGACCUUUGCUUUGGUACAGCAGGUCUCUCUCUAUUUCCUUAUGGUACUCCUACUGAGCAGAAAAGUAAGUUAAUGAAAUAAUAUUCUCAUACAGAUUUUUGUUGUAGAUGCAUUCUCAUUUUGUAUUCCCUCCCCCAAUUGUUAAAAAAGAUAUAUGGUUUUCUAUAUGAAUGCUUUGAAAAAUAAAAAAUGUAUGAAGAUAA
Lacerta agilis (Sand lizard) is the source of this 4955-nucleotide messenger RNA. It is a transcript of the gene GPR161, whose product is annotated as G protein-coupled receptor 161. The transcript has 5 exons. Gene Ontology annotation, biological process: G protein-coupled receptor signaling pathway. Gene Ontology annotation, molecular function: G protein-coupled receptor activity. Gene Ontology annotation, cellular component: membrane; recycling endosome. The record is from RefSeq and is a predicted model, not a curated record. The coding region runs from base 55 to 1620 and encodes 521 amino acids. Lineage: Eukaryota; Metazoa; Chordata; Lepidosauria; Squamata; Lacertidae.